Dipodomys ordii (Ord's kangaroo rat) is the source of this 762-nucleotide messenger RNA. It is a transcript of the gene Spata9, whose product is annotated as spermatogenesis associated 9. Bases 1 to 762 code for a protein of 253 amino acids. The record is from RefSeq and is a predicted model, not a curated record. Lineage: Eukaryota; Metazoa; Chordata; Mammalia; Rodentia; Heteromyidae. The transcript is spliced from 5 exons.
AUGCCAAUCAAACCUGUUGGAUGGAUAUGUGGGCAGGUGUUGAAGAACUUUUCUGGAAGAAUUGAGGGGUUCCAGAAAGCCAUCAUGGACCUUAUAGAUGAGUUUAAAGAUGAAUUUCCUGCUAUCCUAAGAUUAUCACAAUCUAACCAGAAGAAAGAAGCUACGCAGAAAACAUCCAAAGUCAAAAUGGCUCUCGUAUUAGCCAAGAUCAACCGGGGAACACUGAUUCAAGGAUUAAACAGGGUAUCUAGAUCCUCCAAAUCAGUGGCCAGACUUCUGCAGCCUCAGCUUACAUGCAGGCUUUUAGAGCUAAGGGGCAUAUCUCACCGUCUGCUCAGAGAUGUUAAUGCACCAAGGCAACCCCUGUACAACAACGUGCAGGUCAGAAGGGGUUCUUUGUUUGAAAUCAUUUCUUUUCCAGCAAAAGCUGCUUUAACUAGCAUAAUCUAUGCUUCCUAUGCAGCACUAGUCUAUUUGGCAGUCUGUGUUAACACUGUGCUGGAGAAAGCAAAGAGUAUUUUCAAAGAAGAAGAAUCCAUAAGGCAAAACCAAGAAAAUGAAAUGUGUAGAAAAGCCUUUUCUGAGCCUGUGCUUCCAGAGUCUGUGUUUCCUGUAGCUGAAAUCAAAGCAAAACCUUACAGGUCACUGCCAGAGAAGCCAGACAACGUUUCAAAUCAACCCACGCUUCCUGACAACAAGCGGAGUAAUAAGAUCCAGGUUUUACAUUCAGUGUUUGACCAAUCAGCCGAAAUGAAUGAAUAA